CAUGCACUUUAGAUCAAUAGAAUACCUCUUAAGAAAUGACAGGUUUCCAAUGAGUCUUUCAAAGAUCAUAAUUCGAAGGCUUCUUGGAAUACGGGCCCUCGAUUUUCCUUUGCAUUUCUCGCUGUUUUUCCGAUAAAAGAACUUCCACGAUGAUAGAUAUCAUCCUGUCCUCUGUCCAAGAAAUGGUCGGUUGCGUGACAUGGUAUUCGUUCGAGCGGCCUUGGCCCGGUCGUCUGAGGAUCUGAACCUGCCAAUGAAGUGCAGAGGUGGUGGAAGAAGUUGCAUCAUACUACUAAUAGUGGUGAGGUUAGACGUCUUGGAACUAUUAGGGCAGAGUGAGAUUUUCCUUUAUUGGCUGGCCGAACCCUCCUGCCUCAGGCCACGACCAUGUGACCACCCUCUCCUUGCCAAUUUUUGUCUCUCCUCUUUUCUCUUUCUCCUCCUUUGCAACUACACGCCUCGAAUCUUUCCAACGAACAAACAGCAAACUUUAUGUUACAUUGAUUUUAUCUUGGCGAAAUUAGUAGUCUCGAAUAAUGUGUAUUGGCAGUCCGAGAACCAAUAACAGGGGUCGGGAUUCAUUGUUUGCGUCUCCGGGAAUUCAUGGUGACGCUACUAGUUACAGAGGGGAGAAGGAACCUUAUCU
This is a messenger RNA of Aspergillus alliaceus, 646 nucleotides long. RefSeq lists its product as uncharacterized. The transcript has a single exon. Bases 200 to 565 code for a protein of 121 amino acids. Lineage: Eukaryota; Fungi; Ascomycota; Eurotiomycetes; Eurotiales; Aspergillaceae. The record is from RefSeq and is a predicted model, not a curated record.